UGUCGGGACACGCCCCUGCUGACUGCUCCUGUGGCUCCUCCCACAGGCCCCUGUAUAAAGGAGACCUGCGGCCUGAAGAUCGGCCUCAGUCUCCAGGACCUUGUAUGAUAGACACUCACUCCUGGUUCCUUCUUCCAGUCAAUAAAAGCCGAUAUCUCGCCUACGUCUCAGUGUGAGUUAUUGAUGGUGCAUCAAUUUUAUUGACUGGAAAUUUUAAAACAUGGAACCCGUUUUGCGUCCGGACCGGUUGGAUUUGGACCCUCAAGACCCUGACGCAGCUCUCGCUUUUGAACACUGGCUUGCAUGCUUCCAAUCGUACUUGGCGGAGCUUCGUGCGACUGAACCCGCCGUUAUGCACAGAAUCCUACUCUCGAGGGUCACCCCCAAAGUUUACUCCAUUAUCCGGGACCUGCCGACCUACGAAGGGGCACUGGACGCCCUCAAACGACAGUACCUGCGGCCGGUGAACACCGUCUACGCAAGACAUCGCUUAGCUACCCGGCAACAGCGGCCUGGCGAAUCGUGCGCUGAGUUUCUCCGAGCACUACAGACACUAGUCCGAGCUUGUGACUGCAAGACGCUCACGGCAGAACAGCAUGCGGAGCUGCUGGUGCGAGACGCCUUUGUGACGGGACUGAGGUCAGUGUACAUGCGCCAGCGACUGCUGGAGAACUCGGAUCUUACCUUAAGCUCGGCGAUAGAGAAGGCCAACGCUCUAGAAGCUGCGCGGCAUAACGCCGACGCUGUCCAGUCGCGCGAUUCCCCGCCGGUUUCGUGGACGCCUCAGACCCCGCCACCGCCGGCUCCCGGGAGCGAAUUCGCCAACGCCGCCGCCAGUCGCCAUUCCACGAGCUCCCCGACCCAGACCACGGCUGUGGCCCGUAAGAAACUCGUGCCUUGUUAUUUCUGUGGCCAAAAGAAACAUCCUCGACAACGCUGUCCAGCGCGAGAAGCGACCUGCUCCAGCUGCGGAAAGCGGGGCCACUUCGCCAAGGUCUGUAAGUCUCAACCUCGAGCGGAGUGCAGCGCUGCGGGUGAAACGUGGGGGCUGCCAUCUUGCAUGCCGGGAUGUGGGCGGCCAUCUUUGUCGACGUCAGCACGCCCCGCCCCCGACCCUCCGAUGCUGACCGGGUACCCCGACGGCGAUCCAACUCUGGCCACUGUGACUCUCGACCAAAGCGCCCCACACCAGCUUGCAAGAUCCAUGAUGGACAUCCAGGUGGAGGGGCAUUGGACUGGAUGCCUGUUUGACACGGGCAGCACUGGGAGUUUUAUUCACCCGGACACAGUGCAACGCUGCGGACUUGCAACGCGGCCGGUCAGUCGGAGGUUCCAUUUGGCCUCUGGGUCGCAGUCCGCAGACAUCCGGGCGGGUUGUGUAGCGACUUUGGUGGUGCAAGGCACAGUAUAUCAGGACUUUGAACUGCUGGUCAUGCCUAAUCUGUGUGCACCUGUGCUAUUGGGGCUGGACUUCCAGAGCCAUCUCGAAAGUGUGACUAUGGUAUACGACGGGCCCCUCCCACCACUCACUGUCAAGAAUCCUCAGUUUUGUGGGACUUCUUCACAUACCCCGCUACUGACCACACACACACACGGACACACACAUCCCAUCCAGAACCAGGCCAACAGCUGCGCUACCGACACUUGCAGCCUCUCCACUCUCAAGAUCCCUCCCCCACCGCUGUUCGCCAAAAGCAGGAGGUACAGCGCGGGGGACCGGGCCUUCAUUCGGUCGGAGGUGCAGCGGCUGCUCAGGGAGGGGAUCAUUGAGCCGAGCACAAGCCCUUGGAGGGCCCAGGUGGUUGUUGUUCGGACUGGGCAGAAAAAUAGGAUGGUGGUGGACUAUAGUCAAACCAUCAAUAGGUUUACGCAGCUUGACGCAUACCCCCUACCCCGCAUCGCGGAUAUGGUCAACCAGAUUGCUCAGUAUAAGGUGUACUCGACAAUAGAUCUGAAAUCCGCUUAUCACCAGCUCCCCAUCUGCCCAGAGGACCGCCCCUACACCGCCUUCGAGGCGGGCGGCCGGCUCUAUCACUUCCUGCGCGUCCCUUUCGGUGUCACGAAUGGUGUCUCUGUCUUCCAGAGGGAAAUGGACCGGAUGGUGGACCAGUACCAACUGCAGGCCACAUUUCCCUAUCUGGAUAACAUCACCAUCUGUGGUCAUGACAGGCCAGAUCACGACGCCAACCUCCAACGGUUUCUCCAAGUGGCCGCAGCUCUGAACCUUACUUAUAACAGGGACAAGUGUGUUUUUGGUACCACCCGCCUUGCUAUACUUGGGUAUGUCGUGGAAAACGGGGUUAUUGGGCCUGAUCCCGAACGUAUGCGCCCCCUGUUAGAGCUCCCUCUUCCCACCACUCUCAAGGCCCUCAGACGGUGCCUGGGGUUUUUUUCCUAUUACGCCCAAUGGGUCCCCCAUUACGCAGACAAGGCUCGCCCCCUGGUCAAGUCUACCUCGUUUCCCCUCUCUGCUGAGGCCUGCGCGGCCUUCAACUGCAUUAAAGCGGACAUUGCCAAAGCUACAAUGUAUGCAGUGGACGAGACCGCUCCCUUCCAAGUGGAGUGUGAUGCCUCCGAUUUCGCUCUGGCUGCUACCCUUAAUCAGGAAGGCAGACCAGUAGCAUUCUUUUCUCGCACCCUCCAAGGCUCUGAAAUUCGGCACUCUGCGGUGGAGAAAGAAGCCCAGGCCAUAGUGGAGGCUGUUAGGCACUGGAGGCACUAUCUUGCUGGCAAAAGAUUCACUGUGCUGACCGACCAGCGCUCGGUUGCGUUCCUGUUCAGCAACCAACAGCGGGGCAAGAUCAAAAAUGAUAAGAUUUUGCGGUGGAGGAUAGAACUCUCCACCUACACCUAUGAUAUCCUGUACCGGCCUGGCAGACUCAAUGAGCCCCCUGAUGCCCUAUCCCGGGGAACAUGUGCUAGCACACAGCUCGACCAGCUGUACGCCCUUCAUGCACAACUUUGCCAUCCGGGGGUCACCCGAUUUUACCAUUUUGUGAAAGCUCGGAACCUGCCGUACUCCCUGGAGGACAUCAGGACGAUGACCAGGGACUGCCAAAUUUGUGCCGAGUGCAAACCGCACUUCUACUGUCCUGACACGGCACAACUUGUCAAGGCCACCCGCCCUUUUGAACGCCUGAGUGUUGACUUUAAGGGCCCCCUUCCCUCCACUGACCGCAAUGUCUAUUUUCUCAGUGUUAUUGACGAGUUCUCACGGUUCCCCUUUGCCAUCCCCUGCCCCGACACCACUGCCACGUCCGUCAUAAAAGCCCUGCGCCAGCUCUUCACUCUGUUCGGGUAUCCCUGCUAUAUCCACAGUGAUAGAGGGUCCUCCUUUAUGAGUGAAGAGCUGCGCCAGUACUUGCUAGCUAGGGGCAUUGCUACCAGUCGGACCACGAGUUAUAAUCCCCGGGGUAAUGGCCAGGUAGAGCGGGAGAAUGCCACAGUGUGGAAGGCCACACUUUUAGCCCUCAAGUCCAAAGGGUUGCCAGUCUCUCGAUGGCAGGAGGUCCUCCCUGAGGCACUGCACUCUAUCCGCUCUCUGUUAUGUACGUCCACCAAUGCCACCCCUCACGAACGCCUAUUCUCUUUUCCCAGGAAGUCUGUCACUGGGACCACCCUACCAGUUUGGCUGACGUCCCCGGGGCCAGUGCUGCUCCGGAAACAUGUGAGGAGCAAUAAAUACUCCCCGCUGGUGGAGAGGGUUCACCUUCUCCAUGCGAACCCCCAGUAUGCUUACGUGGUCUUACCUGAUGGGCGGGAGGACACGGUCUCCAUCCGCGAUCUGGCACCCGCAGGUGCAGCAGACCACUACCCUGAAGGCUCUCCGGUAACUGUGAACCCUGCACCAGAGGUGACACCGUACUCACCAGGCCCUACACAGACUCCUCACGACACUUGUAUACCGGGCGUUUCGUACGCAUUUAUACCAGGCGCCUCGCACAUGCAUGAGGGUUCACCGGCGCCUAGUGGGCAAGAACACGCGCAACCCCCGUCCCCUGUGCAAUCGCCAAUGUUGCCGGCACCUAUGCGGUCACAGCCGGUGCUACGUAGAUCGCAGCGACAGAUUCGACCGCCUGAUCGGCUUGACUUGUAAGAACCUUCGCUACAUGAGGACUUUUUCAAACGAAGGGGGGGUGAAUGUGGUGAACUAUGUGCCUGUCGGGACACGCCCCUGCUGACUGCUCCUGUGGCUCCUCCCACAGGCCCCUGUAUAAAGGAGACCUGCGGCCUGAAGAUCGGCCUCAGUCUCCAGGACCUUGUAUGAUAGACACUCACUCCUGGUUCCUUCUUCCAGUCAAUAAAAGCCGAUAUCUCGCCUACGUCUCAGUGUGAGUUAU
Hypanus sabinus (Atlantic stingray) is the source of this 4340-nucleotide messenger RNA. RefSeq lists its product as uncharacterized. The coding region runs from base 221 to 4096 and encodes 1291 amino acids. Gene Ontology annotation, biological process: DNA integration. The transcript is spliced from 2 exons. Gene Ontology annotation, molecular function: nucleic acid binding; zinc ion binding. NCBI's taxonomy places the organism in Eukaryota, Metazoa, Chordata, Chondrichthyes, Myliobatiformes, Dasyatidae. The record is from RefSeq and is a predicted model, not a curated record.